This is a messenger RNA of Triplophysa dalaica, 5136 nucleotides long. RefSeq names its product TAR (HIV-1) RNA binding protein 1 (gene tarbp1). Gene Ontology annotation, biological process: tRNA methylation. The record is from RefSeq and is a predicted model, not a curated record. Gene Ontology annotation, molecular function: tRNA (guanine) methyltransferase activity; RNA binding. Lineage: Eukaryota; Metazoa; Chordata; Actinopteri; Cypriniformes; Nemacheilidae.
UACACGUGUGUUGAAGGCAAAACAUUGUACAGGACUUGAAUCGCUUUCAAACGUCUUUAUAUCACAGGGCAAAAAAAAGGAAAUCAUCAUGUCUCGUUUUUUGAUAAACACUCUUUUGUCCCACUGUCACGAUCCCGGGAAUUUAAUCCAAACUCUCCGCUGGCAAAGUACUUCUUCGCCUGACAUUGACAAGAUUGAAGCUUUAACUACUCUGAUCCAGGAGCUUUCCACAGAUUCGCAUUCAGCACGAGAGGAACGUUUCAUUUGUGAGGUGCAGUCAGUGAUAUGGGAUCAAUGCAUGCCACUGUUGAAAAUGAUCUCUAGUGAAGAUGAUGGAGGUAAGGACCUGCUCAGUGCAGUGUGUGGACUGUUCGCAGCAUGUGUCCGUGUAUGUCAGACUGAUGUGCACGAGCAGGUGUGUCAAAUUCUUCUCCCUGUACUUAUGAUGAGAGACGAUGGCAGUCAUGAAACGAGGAGGUUCGACGUGGAUGUUGCUAUUGAAGCCACUGCUGUUUUGCUAUCCAGCAUCUCAGAAAACAGAUCCAUCAUCUCCAAGACUCUGUCCUGCACACUUGGCUGUAUUAAGGAUCUGUCUGACUCCAAGGUGUCCAAAAUAAUCGUUCGGAUCUGGUUCACCAUACUGAAGUCCUGCAGUAAACCAGAAGAAUCAGAAACCCUGCAUCAGAUAUGGGAGGAUUUGAUGGCAUGGCAUCACAGAGACCGGACAGAAUCGGUAACGGCUCGGGUUCUGUUGUGCCUUACUGCUCUAUCCGAUCACGUCUUCUCUUUGGGAUCAGACUCAUCCUGCAAUCGCCCUGAACCCACGAGAUCGCAAUGGUUUUUCAGGGCGAUCCAGGCCGGACUGACACACAGAGACAGUGUGACCCGCAAACGGGCGCUUUACCUGCUCACCCGGUGUGUGGCACUUGCAGAUGCCAGGAGAGAAGAUGUGGGGACCUGCCAGACACCCGGCACAGAAAAGAUCUUGUUUAAAUGGACAUCAGAGAAGAAACUGCUGUUAAGGGGGUUCUGGGAGGAUUAUGCAUUAAUAUUAGAGACACUUGAGGAAAAUCAGAUUCAUGUGAUCCGACCUGUACUCAACAGGAUCGAUAAGCUUGUUGAGACAACCUCAACCGAUGUGGAAGAUGGGCUGUUUUCACCUUCCUGGUUGCUGUGCGUAUAUCAGCGCAUGUUUUACAGCGAGAACAAAGCAGUUAUGAAGGAAGGAGUCAAUCACCUGUUAGAGCUGAAAGCGCUGCAUCACCCUGGAUUUGCUUUGGCAUUCUCACAGUUUAUAGUCGGUCCACUCAUGGAUGUUCUUGCAGAGAGCUCUCUAUAUCACAGAUCAGCUCAGCAGAACAUCAGAGAUUGCCCAGAGCUGGGAAAGAAACUGCAAACCUUUAUGGUGAAUUUCUUCAACGGUUUGCCAGAGGAGAAUAAAGGCUCAGUUUUGCUGCAGUUCAUCCAGCGGUUGGGUUCACGACACUGGUGUGCCGUUCCUCUGCUCUUCCUGUCUCAGGCUCUGAGCUGUCUGUCUCUGCGUCCUCUCCUCAACUCUGAUGGGCUCCAGGCAUUCAGAGAAGUUCUACGCUGUGCUAUGAUCACUCAUCAGGUGCUGUUGAGAGGAGCUUCACAAUGUUUUCUGCUUCAUGCCGCCCUCUCUCUGACAGAUGUGUCAGCAGUAUCUUUAAAUGAGGUUUUGAGUUUCCUUGUGUGUUUUCGAGCUGAAGAGUCGCUUUGUCGUGGCACAACUCUGUGGAUGGAGCUUUGUGAUUGGCUGCGGAGGAAUGAAAACCGUUUUCGUUUGACUGACGGGGAUUCAGGUUCCUCUGAAAAGCUUCAUGAUAAAACAUCAAACGGUAACAGAACUUCUCUAUUCAGUCACGUCCGGCAGCGACUGAAGACCUUCCUCACGGUUCCAGCCAGCUCAGAUCAAACAGGGAGUGUGUCUGAUCCAUCAGAGGCCGAGCUGCUGGCCCGGGCCGUCCUGCUGUCUGCGGACCUGCAGCAGAGCAAGACCGAACCGAAGGAAAUUGCUGGUCUAGAAGAGCUCCUGCAACCGCUGCUGGACAUCUUGCACAGACUCAGCACCAACGUCUACCUGCUGCAGCACAAGACAGAUAAAAGCCUGCAGCUACUACUGCGACUGUUGCAGCUUCGGGGAAGAGCCGAAGAUCCAGAGAAAGAGGAUGCUGUGGCUGUUGCUUUGAAGACGCAAGUGCUGUCGGCGGUGGAGUCGGUCCAGGACUUUCUGCUGAGGAGGUUGAGCUGUGAACUGAGGGAGUUCUGUGAUUUGGAGAGGGCUGAACUUUAUCUCUCAGUAUUAAGAGAGCUGGUUCUGACUUACUCCAGUGUGUCAUGGUACGGCUCAAAUCUGCAGCAAAACUACAUCCCCAAACUCACCACAAACUGCCUUGAGAUCCUCAAUGAACCUUCUCACCAGAAGCCGUUUGUAUCAGGACAGGUUCAGAGAGUGGUUAGUAUGGCCACGCUUGCACUGCUGUGUGAUAUUGCAGGUGGUGGUGUAUGGAACUCCGGUUCCGAGGCCAUGAGAUCUUUACACUCACUGACCGACUACUUCUACUCUUCAUCAUCAUCUCUUCAGCAUCUCAACCAGACGUUACCGAAGCCCACAUCUGCGUCUGAUCCCUCAGUCAGUCCAGAGGAUAGCCCUGUUCUGAAGGACUGGGGACGAAUCGUUGCUCAGUUUAUUCGAGACCAGUGGAUGUGUCUGAGUUUCCUGCAGAAGUCUUUUCCUGCCGGGCACCUGAAGGCCCCUGAAGCCACUGAGAUCCUGCGGGCUGCCGUCGAGGCUCUGGCCUUACUGCCUGGUCAUCUUGUGCUGCCAGUGCUGGACUAUAUGACGACAGUCUUACCACAGGUGGUGCAGUCUGACGAGUCUUUAUGCGUGGAUGUCAUAUGUGCAUCAUGGAAGGUGGUUCAGGCUCUGAGCACAAACCCUCAUGACUUCUGGUCCACACUGCAGGGAUUUGUGCGUUUGGCUUUUAAUCGGAAGCUGCUAGAGCUGACGGAUGAGCAAAACCCCCAAAUUACUGCCUGCGUUCAACAGAUUGUGAAUGAGCUCAUGGAUUUAGCUCAGGUCCGCUCCGGUGUGUAUAAUGUUCUCAUCCAGCACUGCUGUGACAUGUGGUUGCCUUCUGGGGCAGAAAAGGGAGUCCAGACAGACGUUGUGUUCAGCUCUGCCCUCUCACACCUCAGCAUUCUCACUGAAGCCUGUGUAUACGGCCCUGUGUUUAGAAGAGACCAAAGACUCAUUCAAGAAGUUCAAAGCUACGUUGAGCAGCUUGGUGAUAGUUGUGCCGCGAACACGGCCAUUAACAGUGAUAACAGAGACGAUCAGUUUCCUCGCAUGUGCGUCCUGGCUUUCUUGUGCCAUCUGAAUCCGUCCAAUCAGCUUCACCAGCGUGUGAUGCAAGAGGUUGUUCAGAGACUACUAAAAAAGGAUGCCGAGAUCUCAAAAUCCAAAGUACGUUACUAUAGCAACUCCAUCCAGCACAGAGUGAAGAACCGCGUGUGGCAGACGCUGCUGCUGUUACUGCCCAAACUAAGAGCGGAGUUUGUAUCAGAGUUUGUCUUGAGUCAUGUGUGUGAGGCUGGGUUCUGCAGUAACCAAGCGUCAGUCAAGUACCUGAUCGAGUGGACCCUGAUCCUAAUCCUCCAUCAGUACCCGUCUCACAUCCACAGCCUGUGGGACUGCUUCAGUCUGGAUCACGAGAAGACGAAAACAAGUAUCUGCGCAUUUCUGUCUGUCCUCGUGCAUUUGAACAUCCUCCUCCCAAAACUGGACGAGAAGCAGGUGCAUUGGCGGAGAGCCAUGGAGGUGAUCCUGCAGUGGUGCUUCUGCCACAACUUCAGCGUCCGUCUGUACGCCCUUCUUGCCCUCAAGAGGGUUUAGCUGAAAGACGCUGAUGUCCUCAGUGAGGAGAAUCUGGGUGGUCUGAGCACGGUGGUCCAGGCCUGUCUGAACCAGGCUGAAGCCAUGCAAAACACAGGCAAUGCGUUGAAAAACUGGACUAGAAUCCAGGAGCAUUUCUUUUUUGGUGUUUUCCAUCCAAUCAGGGAUUACAGUGUGGAGACAAUAUUCGAGACCUUUCCUCGCCUCUCAGAGCUGGCAGAAGAUGAAUGGCUUCCGGUGUGGAAAUUUGAGUGCUUCGGUAACUUUCCCUCGUGUGCGUCGCUGCCUUUGAAGAACCCUGUGAUGGAUCUGAGCGAACACCAGCCUGGAGACUGGAUCCAACAGGAUAAAGGUGAGAUGGAGCAGGAGGAACGCUGGGCAGAAGUUCAGAAGAAAAUCACUCCAUGGAAGUUGAGCGUUCAGGAGCAGGAGCCUGAGCUCAUGGCCCAGCAGAGAGCAGCACGCCUGGGCAAACUCACCAGCGCCCUCCUGGUGGUCGCAUCUCUCAUCGACAAGCCAACCAAUUUGGGUGGUCUGUGUAGGACAUGUGAGAUCUUUGGAGCUAAAGGUCUGGUUCUGGACAGUCUGAGACACGUGAAUGACAAACAAUUCCAGGCGCUCAGUGUGUCCUCAGAGUUGUGGCUGCCAUUGCUGGAGGUGAAGCCUGCCGAGUUAUCAGACUUCCUGCAGCUGAAGAAGCGAGAGGGAUACUGGGUAAUAGGUGUGGAGCAGACAUCCAACAGCCAGAAUUUACAAGAUUACACGUUUCCUGAGAGAAGCCUUUUGCUACUUGGUAAUGAAAGAGAAGGCAUCCCUGCGAACCUGCUGCAGCUGGUAGAUGUGUGUGUGGAAAUUCCUCAGCAAGGUAUCACUCGUUCCCUCAAUGUGCACGUGAGCGCCGCCCUGCUGGUGUGGGAAUAUACCCGGCAGCAUUUAGGACCAAGCAUUGGACCAUAAUCCCGCCAGAGAGAUGGACUGAACAAUUCUGUGUUUUAGCAGAAAGUAUAGUGUCAGCGUUUAAUAGAUGUUACAUUGUAAAGCCUUGUUCUUGUUAAAGUUUAUAUCGCUUUUGACACAGUUUUGCUUUUGAGAUGAUUGUAUCUCAUCUUGUGUAUUGAGAUUCUUUUGGACAUUUUAUAACUAUUUCAGAUGAAUGUGUAUUUUACCUUGUAAGUUUAAAAAAUAUACAUUUGGUACAAUAAACAGUUUAAAAACAUUCA